Conger conger (European conger) is the source of this 1987-nucleotide messenger RNA. It is a transcript of the gene psmg3, whose product is annotated as proteasome (prosome, macropain) assembly chaperone 3. Bases 164 to 532 code for a protein of 122 amino acids. The record is from RefSeq and is a predicted model, not a curated record. NCBI's taxonomy places the organism in Eukaryota, Metazoa, Chordata, Actinopteri, Anguilliformes, Congridae. Gene Ontology annotation, biological process: proteasome assembly. The transcript has 3 exons.
GGAAAUCCUCAGACUUACCGAGCCUGCGCAGUCUACGAAAAGCACUGCCCGAUGCUGCUGCGGUACGGCGGAGAAUAGCUUAGAGGCCACUUUCCAGGCAAACGACUGCGUCUUGCCGAUAAGUUUUCUUCCUGAAUCACAGCAAUAAGAUCGGGGGCUUAUCAUGGCAGCACAGCCUCUGAUCAGAACAAAACAGAGAGAGGAGGUGAUCAACGGCACGCCAACUCAGGUGGUGUGCACAGAAUUCAGCAACUACGUAUUUGUAGUCCUCACGCAGUACGGCAAGAUAGGAUCACUCAUCUCGGUCACACCUGACUCCAGAUCCACUGACAUCAGCACCACCAUGUUCACCACCAAAGUGCUUCUGGGAAAAGAUGAGCCCCUGACGCACGUAUGUGCAAAACACCUGGUGACGUUCAUCUCACAAGAGGCGGGAAACAAGCCCGUUCUGCUGGGACUGGCCCUCAAAGACACGAACAUUGAGGCAAUUAAAGCCAUGAAAGACAUGCUCAAACGCUGCCAGGUCUGGUAGCCGAUAAUCACGCAGGACGUCGCUCAGAACCCUGACCAAAGAACACCAUCAGCAAAUGGACUGGAACUUAAUACCCUGGCUAGAUUUGUAUGGUGGGAGAGAAAGUUUCUUGUUUUGAAGUUGAAUGUUAAUGGUUAAUGGAUUUUUUGUACUACACCCAACAUUGUAAUGGUAUUCCUUCCUUAAAAAUAUUUAUCAUAUUCAAGGAUGACUGGAUGUUAUGAUUCAUAGUUUAAUGCCCCAAAGUGAAAUAUUUUCUGGUAGAAAUUAAUCAUUAUAUUGUGGACAGUGUUGUCUAUAGUGAUGCUUCUGCAUUUCAGUUUAAUAGCAGAUAACAUCAAUUUGUCUGAAAUGUUCUGUUUUCCUACCACUGUCUGGUUUUUGCCUUUUUAAAACCGCAGGUCACUUUUUGCUUUGCUAGCCCAGAAAGUUUUUGUGUUCGAUUUUAUGCAGAUAUUAUCAAAGUUUAUUGUAGCAUGCCAGCCUCACAAUGACAAAGAGCAUUGAAGCGGGGCUCUUCAGUGGCAUUUUAGGAGUAUUCCCCCAGAAAAUGGAUGUGUGCUUAAUGGAAAAGUCAUUUUGGAGUACAUCUAAUUGAGAUGCAUUAACAUGUCCUGAAUGUUCAAUUUGGGGGCACAAGAGCUGGUAUAGAGCUCUGGGUUAGAAGUUUAAAGCAAGAAACUACAGGCAACUCCAAGCAGCUUGUACCAGCACACUUUCCAGAGGCUGUGCUUACAGAAACAUUUGUCUUAUAUUCACAUCUAAACUUACGAAUAUGUUUACAAUCAGUUUACAAUGCACACUCUUCACUCCCUAGGUUUUUGCAUGCCUAAUGUUAGCCUGCUUGCAAAUUAAAAUUAAAGUGGCAAAAAACGAAAGAGUUUCGGCUGCAUUGAUGAACAUUAUUCAUUCAAGCCUGAAUCUCGGGAUGAGAGAGGUUGAAGAGGAAAGAAACCAGCUUGCUGUUUGAGGAUGACUAGAAAUUGUUUCAGUUGAUCUGGGUUGCCUAAAAGUUAUUGCAUAAGUAACAAGAAGAUGUUUGUCUCGUUAACGCAAGUUGGUAUUGUGCAAGCAGAAACCAUUUUCAGUAGUCGAUUUCUUGCUGCUUUGCGACGAUUCUCUCAAGGUAUAGGAAGUCAUGCCACUUUUUUCCGCAAACAGGUCUGAGUUAAGUACAGCCACAGAACAGUUAUUUGCACACAGUGGUUCAUUUUGUUUAAAACCUAAACCUGUCACUGUCCCUAUACUGGCCAAGGUUGGCUGAUUGUGAGGAACGUCUGAGUUCUGAAGUAUCCUUUGUCUCAUGAAAAAACUGGAUAAAUAAAAAGUGCCCACUUGAACUGAAAUAUCAAAAAGCAUCCCAAUCCUUUUAAAGGUCUGAUUUGUCAUCUUCAUUUCACUUGUUUUUUACUCAAGGGUGGUUAUUUUGCUGAACAAUAAAAUAUUUUAAUAACA